CUUCAGAACGCUGUCCUUGUACAUAUCGGAAGUAACGACAGGCUUUCCGAUGCAAAGCGCAAUUUGUAAUUGUUUAUACACUAUCGAAGCGAUUCCUGGCAAAAGCCAUGGCCUCAUCGCGGCAACGACGAUCGCUAAAGGCACACGCAUUCUCUCCGAGUUCCCAUUGUUCAAGGUCCCCAAAGGCGGAAACUCCAAGAAGCGCGUCCGUGAUUCCAUCUCCGACAAGGUUGCCGUUCUUCCGGAAGAACAGCGGCAGACAUUCCUCUCUUUGCACAACUCUUUUGAGGAUGAAGACGGUCCAGUGCUUGGAAGAGUCCGAACUAACGCACUGCCUCUUGGAUCCAAUGCGACGAUGGGCGGUAUCUUUCUAGAAUCGUCCCGCAUCAAUCACUCCUGCAAUCCGAACGCCCAGAACACUUGGAACGAUAAUCUCCAGAAGCUCACGAUCCAUGCCAUUCGGGACAUUUCGAAAGGCGAUGAGAUCACAAUAUUCUACCUCACCGCCCGUCGAAACCGCAGCGCUCGCCUGCGAGCUCUACAGACCGACUUCUGCUUUACUUGCUCCUGCAGUCUCUGCUCCCUACCCCUUGACCAACGCAAGACGAGCGACGAAAGAUGGGACGAGAUCCACAGGCUCGACAGUUCAAUUGGUAGUGGUACGGGGAUUCUAUCUGCCCCCUUACAGACCCUGCACGACGUACAUAAGCUGCUGGAUCUAGUCCAUGACGAAGGCUUCGCUGAUGCGAGUGUUCCGAGGGCCUACUACGAUGCGUUCCAGAUUGCCAUCACUCAUGGAGAUAUAGCAAGGGCAAGAGUUUUUGCAGAGCGAGCGGCUUCUACUCGGGAAAUUUUGGAGGGCAACGACAGCCCAACGGUACAAAGGAUGAAGAGCUUGGCUACAAACCCAACCCAGCACCUAGCGCAUGGCCUUUCGCAGAAAUGGAGAACAACAGGGGAUGAUGUCCCAAAAGAGCUCGCUAACGAUGAGUUCGAACGCUGGCUAUGGAGGGAGAACACCACACAGGUCUCGCAGUACGCUGAUUUGCGGAGCGAAACAGCCUUUCCCCUGUUCGAUGAUCUGCCUGAAGAGAAUGACAUCAGUUUGGAGUUCUAUGAGAGUACUGAUGGGUUUUCGUACAGGCCGCGCAAACACUGGUGCUUUCUGGCCGAGAUUAUUGACGUUGAGAACUUUAUGCGCCUGAGGCUCAUCGUCAAGGACAAGGCCGGCCGUAAAGUUCCAAUUGCUUUCUACACCGAGAGUCGUGGUCUCGAAGUAGAUCCGUCAUAUAUCCAGGAAGGCUUCACGGUUGCGAUUCUAUAUGCAGAGCAGCACGGAUUUCUAGAUCUCUCUGUAGGGAUUCGCCACGAGAAUCCAACGGCAAUUAAGAUCGUCCCCCUCCCGCUGGACGAACUAUUGACGCUAAGCGACAAGGUACAGCAGUACGCAACAGAGCUGAAAGGUGUGAGGACAUGCCAGGGAUGCAAUCAAAAAGCGGCCACUUUGAAGAAGUGCUCGAGGUGCGGCUUUUUCUGGUAUUGCGAUAAGUCCUGUCAAAUUGCUGGUUGGAAAGAGAAGGGCCACAAGGCUGAUUGCAAGCUUCUCAAGGAUCCUGAUUUGCAGAGACUGUUCCUCAUGAAGUGGAACGUCUUUGAGGAUUACUAUAGAUUUGGUAUGACGGUUUGACCAAGUCAGGUGCAUGACUACUGAGAUAGAGGGGCUCCUUGUAACGCCAAAUCACG
This is a messenger RNA of Trematosphaeria pertusa, 1743 nucleotides long. RefSeq names its product SET domain-containing protein. Gene Ontology annotation, molecular function: protein binding. Bases 50 to 1687 code for a protein of 545 amino acids. The record is from RefSeq and is a predicted model, not a curated record. Lineage: Eukaryota; Fungi; Ascomycota; Dothideomycetes; Pleosporales; Trematosphaeriaceae. The transcript has 3 exons.